UGCCCCACGCAGGCCCCCCCGGAGGCAGGAUGCAGAAGGACCCCAGCGGGUACCAGGAUGCAGCCACAGCAGCGGCCGGUGACAGGCUGGGUGCUGAGGGGCCAGAGACGCAGCUGGAUGACUUUGUGGGUGCUCACCCCGACUACAACGAGGAGGAGGAGGAGCACAAGUUCUUCCGCCGCAAGCGCCUGGGGGUCAUCAAGAACGUGUUGGCCACCAGCCUGGCCGGGACCCUCACCUAUGGGGUGUACCUGGGCCUGCUGCAGAUGCAGCUGAUCCUGCACUACGAUGAGACGUACCGGGAGGUGAAGUACAGCAACAUCCAACUGGAGGACAUCGACCGCAAGGUGUUGAUGGGCAUCAACGUCACCCCCAUUGCAGCGCUGCUCUAUACCCCCGUCCUCAUCAGGUUCUUCGGCAUCAAGUGGGCCAUGUUCCUCGCGGUGGGGAUCUACGCCUUCUUCGUCUCCAGCAACUACUGGGAGCGCUACUACACGUUGGUGCCCUCCGCCGUGGCCAUCGGGGUGGCCAUCGUGCCCCUCUGGGCUUCCAUGGGCAACUACAUCACCAGGAUGGCCCAGAAGUACCACGAGCACGUCAACUACAAGGAGGAGCAGCGGGCACCACGAGGGGCCAGUGAUGCCUACAUCAUCGUCUUCCACACCAUCUUCUAUGCCUUCUUCCACUUGAGCUUCGUCUGCGCCCAGAUGCCCAUGCUCUUCUUCCUCAACAACUACCUCUACCAGCUCAACCACACGCUCUUUGGGGUCAAGCACUGCGGGACCCUGAGCCACGGCACCCUGCCUGGCUUCAACACCACAGUGCUGCAGAGCCUGCCCCGCAGCGUCAACCUCAUCGUGGUGGACAGCGUGCUGAUGGCGGCCGCCUUCCUCGCCAUGCUGGUGGUCCUGGUGCUCUGUGGGGCAGCCUAUCGACCCACGGAGGAGAUCGACCUGCGCAGCAUCGGCUGGGGGAACAUCUUCCAGCUGCCCUUCAAGCACAUGAGGGACUAUCGCCUGCGCCACCUCUUCCCCAUCUUCAUCUACAGCGGCUUUGAGGUGCUCUUUGUCUGCACCGGCUUCUCCCUGGUAGGGACGGAUGGGGACAGAGGGGAGGUGACAAAGCAGGGACAACAAGUGACGUUGAGCCCGUUCUCCCUGCAGAACUACGGUGUGUGUGCGCUGGGGCUGGAGAAGCUGGCCUACCUCCUCAUGGCCUAUGGGCUGUCUGCCUCGGCCUGCUCCAGCCUGGCACUGUGCAUGCUGCGCCUGCAGCGGCACAUCCCGCUGCUGGCUGGAGCCUUCAUCCACGCUGCCCUCCUGGUGACGCUGUUCUGCUGGGCACCAGAGCCCCGGCUCGUGGGCCAGGCUCCUCUGCUCUACACCAUCGCCGCGCUCUGGGGCACAGGGAGCGCCCUCAACAAGACCAGCAUCAGCAUCCUCCUGGGCAUGUUGUACAAGAACAAGGAGCGCCAAGACUUCAUCUUCACCAUCUACCACUGGUGGCAAGCCCUGGCUAUCUUCACCGUCUACCUGUGGUCAGAGCUACCCAUGAAGGCCAAGCUCUCCAUCCUGCUGGCGACGCUGGUGGUGGCGGUGGGCGCGUACCUGCGGAUGGAGCAGCAGCUGGGGCAGCGCGUGGAGUACCGCCUGCCCCGCAUCCCGCGCCCGCGCCACCGCAUGCGCGGCUACCGCUACCUGGAGGAGGACGGCUCGGACCAGACGGGCUCCGAGGGCGAUGGGGAGGAGCAGGAGGAGCGCCCAGCACAGGCCAGCAGCACUGAGGAGCUGCCCCGAGGGGAGGAGGAGCAGCGGGGUUAG
Messenger RNA from Neopsephotus bourkii (Bourke's parrot), 1820 nucleotides. RefSeq names its product unc-93 homolog B1, TLR signaling regulator (gene UNC93B1). Gene Ontology annotation, biological process: toll-like receptor 9 signaling pathway; intracellular protein transport; toll-like receptor 7 signaling pathway. NCBI's taxonomy places the organism in Eukaryota, Metazoa, Chordata, Aves, Psittaciformes, Psittacidae. Gene Ontology annotation, molecular function: Toll-like receptor binding. The record is from RefSeq and is a predicted model, not a curated record. Gene Ontology annotation, cellular component: lysosome; endosome.